Messenger RNA from Dermacentor silvarum, 6873 nucleotides. RefSeq lists its product as uncharacterized. Gene Ontology annotation, cellular component: plasma membrane. The record is from RefSeq and is a predicted model, not a curated record. Gene Ontology annotation, biological process: homophilic cell-cell adhesion. Gene Ontology annotation, molecular function: calcium ion binding. The transcript is spliced from 11 exons. The coding region runs from base 31 to 3897 and encodes 1288 amino acids. NCBI's taxonomy places the organism in Eukaryota, Metazoa, Arthropoda, Arachnida, Ixodida, Ixodidae.
GAGAGCUCCGGUACUGCCGAGUAUCCCGAGAUGGAGGCGUCCACCCAGCUAGCCGUGGUGCUGAUGUCGCGCGAGAACCACGCGCCCUCGUUCGCCAGCGGGCCGUACGUGGGCUUCGUGGCCGAGCACAGCGCUGCUUCGACGGCUGUACAGUGGGCGCCCGGAGUGCUGCCCAGGGUUUACGAUCGAGAUCAGGGACGAAACAGUACAUUCAGGUUGUACCUAGAAGGCGAGGGAGGGAGCAUUUUCACCAUACACCCGCAGUCGGCCUCGCGGGAGGCCGAUUUCGCCAUCUUGGUUCAGGACUCCUUGAAACUGGACUACGAGGUAGCCGAACCAAAGUACGUCGAAUUCACGAUCGUGGCGGCCGAGACGGAGGCGGUGCAACCUCUGACGUCGUCCGUGGCGGUGCGCGUGAACAUUGUGGACACGAACGACCACGCCCCCAUGUUCACCAGCGACAUGUACGAGGUGGUUGUGGCCGAAGAUGCCAGGCCGGGCACCGUCAUCACUGCUGUCACUGCCACUGACCCGGACACUGGGAGCUUUGGCACAAUCAAGUACACAUCUCUGAACGGCCCUAUCGCAAGAAACCUGAAACUGGACCCAGACACCGGCCAAGUGACUCUGGUGUCGUCGGAGGGUCUUGACCGCGAGUCGGUGCCCGAGUACGCACUCACUGUCGAGGCGCAGGACGGUGGAGGGCGCAGGGCUUCGACGCAGCUCCUGGUGCGCCUGGGAGACGCCAACGACAACGCGCCUUCGUUCAGGCAGCCACGCUACGACGCCGUGCUCACGGCAGACCUGGCGGACUUUGCGGAGCCUCUCAUCGUCCAGGCGACAGACGCCGACGCGCCGGGUCCCAACAGCAACGUGACGUACGAGAUUGUGAGCGGCAACUACGAGCAGAAGUUCCGCAUCGACCCAGUGUCGGGCGCUGUGAGGCUUUCGGCCCCCCUGUCGGCGGCUCGCAUGGGGCUGCCCCUGGUGCUGACAGUGCGUGCCCACGACCAGGGCAUCCCCGUGCGCUCGGCCUCGGUGCCAGUGCGCGUGCACACGCAGGAGUACCUGAAUAGAUCAAUAGUUGUUGUCCUGCCAGGAAGCGAAGAUCAAGUCCGGCCCAGGAAGGAAAAUAUUGAAAGAACUGUUGCCCGAGGCUGGGCCGUGUAUGAAUCACAUCCCAUCGACCUCGUCUCGUUUGGCAAAAUCAUGAGCAACUUGUACGGAAUGAACUACGAACAGAUGUCCGUGGAGCGGGAGACGCUGCUCCUGAAGCGGUCGGGCAACGACCGCGUCUUCUGGAUCCUGCUCAUCGUGCUCAUCCUAAUCAUACUGCUGCUUCUCCUGAUCAUGCUCUGCUGCUGCUGGAAGUACUUCCUCAGGAACCAGCGGCCACGUUCGAGUAGCAAAGUGUCUCCGGCGAGAUCUACGGCAGCAGCCACGACGGAUCAGUCGCACCGCGAAAGGCGCUCGACCACGGACAAGGCAACGGCUGCCAACGGAAGCGUGCCCAGUGGGCGCCGCGGCUGGCAGGCCGAUGGCGGUAGUCCCCGACCUGAAGACGGCAAUGCUGUCCCAUCCCAGUCGGUCGCCGUCGGCACUACCGCUGGGCUGGACGAGGCUGCCCGCCAAGGCGGCACCGUGGAGAACCCACCGCGGGGGCGCCCCGCGAGCCGCGAGCGCCUGCUGCUUCACGGCUCCAGCCUCGACACCGAUGCCGUCGUGCACGCAGGCGAAGGAGGGGGCCGCCGGUUGGGCGACUUCCUCGUAGUGCGACGAGAUGCCGCCGCCGCCAGGAGACGUCGUCGCGACGACGUCACUGACACGGACGCCGACCUUUACAGACGCGCUCCAUCGUCGCCGGUUAGCGACACCUUCGGCACGACGCGGAGCGUUGAGUACAGCGGAGGCUCCGUGGGUGGCGUCGCAGGUCCGCGCAGAACCGAGAUCCUCUACAUCCGCAGCCCUCCGCCAGACGCCAAUAGCGUCGCGGACGACUACCAGGAAGACUCGUCGUCACGUCGUCGCCGCCGUCUCCGCGAAGAAGAGGCCGAAGACAGCGGAAACAUCCGACACCGCGCCGCCGCGAACCGCCGCGAAAACGCUCGCCGUGUCAGGUUCUCCCGGUACCACAAGGUGGACGGCGCGUCCUUUGUUUUGCAGUCACACUCGCCCGACGGCGUCGAAGAUAUAGCGUCGUCGACGUCGGUGCUUCCCCGCGAUCAGGUUUGGAUUGUACCGCAAGAACCGCGAGGCACGACACAACGUGAUGCUGUGCCCUAUGAAGAGCCCGCAGGGAGACCAGUACCGGCUGCUAGGAACGCGCGGUUGCGGGCUAUGCACCGUCGGUCCGGUGGCGACAGCCAAGAGCUAGAAACAAGCGAUUUUGGCGAGUCAUUCGAAGAGUGCGAGCUCCGGUCAAAAAACAUCCUCGCUAAUGAUCUGCCUCAAGUCCAUGGCGGUGAAGCGGACGGCCCUUCGUUUUCACGCGUAGCCGAAUCGUCAUUCCAGGGCGAAAGUACUCUAAAACAGCGAGCCGUCAGUUCAAGCAAGGUAGAGGUUUCUGGUCAGACCUUUGACGCCCGUGCGAGUACGAUUCAGCAACAAAUGCAUGUUAGACGACCGGAGGAGGGCACGAGAGCAGUUCAAGCUGGUGAAAUUAGUGACGCGUUGAUAUUGGGUUCGCAAGCAGCAGGCCUGCCUAGUCAGACUGCAGGCGUAAAGGAUCAACCUUCUUCUUUGACAGCCCACCAGGUGCAAAGUACAGUUAGUUCAAGCACGUCAACGCAUGUCGCAACGUUGACACCCAAAGCACAACGGCAGCAGUUACCACAACAAGACUCCAAUAUUGGACAACUUUCGUUCGUCAGUGGACCAGCUACUUUGCAACCGUCUGUAAGCUACACGAGUGGAGAAGCAAAAGCUGGCGCUUCAACAACUGAGUGCGCGGAUAUCUCGGUUCAGACUCACGUCUCGCAAGCCCCUCACAUUCAGCAAGACACUACACUCACCCAGACUUCAUUGCAUCCGCUCGGCCUCCAAGGCCCCCAGCUAGUCACCAUAACCGGGAUGUCCCCCGUAUUCUUCAGCACACAGCUUCCCGGCACUCAGAUGAUAUCUCAACCCAUUGAUAUCACACAACAAAACUACCCUCAGGCACCUGUCCGUCAUCAGCCUCCUGCCGCUGCGUCAACGUACUAUAGCACAGUUCAGAGCACCGAAUCACAAAAUCAGCGUCAACAAGUGUCAGUUUUGCCGUCUCAAGUACACGGUGAACGACAAGAGCACGGCACAAUGCAGCGUGAACAAGUUCAAAUGCCAUCAGCAGACGCUGAGAACACAACCGAACGCACCGCACCACAAGAUCGAAUCACUCAUGGUAACUUAGCGGGAACGGUAUCGACCGCAGUGGUUGUAGAUAAUCGCGAGGGACCAGUGGCGAGUGGUGAAAAGCUUUCAGCGGUGUCGUUCCCUGCUGGUACCACGCAGGGUGAGCCUGGUAUGAGCAGGUUAGAACUGCCGCGGUCCCUUCGUGCACCGGGCCAUGGGACGGACGCUGAAGGGACGCCAAGGCACCAAGGCUUCUCGACAGUCAAGAUCACCACGAAAGUCAUCACGACGGACGGUAACAUCGUGCACGAGGAUUCAGCAACUCACGCCGGUGCGGCAAGCGACUCCGAGAUGGAGAUGAUUGAGCGGGAUCUAAAGACAAGCUUGGGAAAGUUGGAUGAUUCGGAGCAGGACGAUUCUGACUCGGGCAUUGGGCCCGGCGCUAAGAACCUGCGUCUUAAGAAGAACGCGUUCAUUGAAAAGAAAAGCCUGUUCACUAUUGCCUACGACGGUGUCAACACGGAACGCAUCCGAACGUGCCUAGGGAGCAGUUCGCCAUCUCCCUGAGCCAGUAGCAGUGCGAACUGUCCUGCGCCAACCAUAGCGUAGUUUUUUUCUACCUCGCUUCCGCUUUCCUCUUACCCGCGGGUCACUUUUUCACGAACAAUAGAGUUUCUUACCAAUAGAAACUAGGGCAUGAUGAUAUGCAAUCUCUCGUUUACCUGCUGAUCUUUGCUGACUAAACACGAAGCAUCCCGCCUCUUGUACUUUUACAACACUGGGCCAUUUCGUACAUUCAGCCGUUGUGAUGACCUUCCUCGUGCCUCAAACACCGCCUUUCUCUCUGGGGCUUGUUUGCCUAAUAUCAAUGUGAGAAGCCGAUGUUUGUUGUUGAGAUAUUCGGGGUUUUUUUUUCUCUCUGUAUUCAAGAUGCCGUCCAAUAAUGUGACACAGCGCUGAAUGUCGUAAAACAAUGGAAGUAUAUUUGAAGCAGGAUAAUUUGUGCGCCAUCACUCCGUGAAAACGCAAUGGAAUCACAGAUACUGUUUACGACUGCUAUGUUUCUAUUACAUAUAUAUUGCGCUGUUGAAUAUACUGUUGUUGUUCGCUUGUUAAACUUUGGCUCGCACUAUUGUUUGUUUUAUAUCCGAGGUGUGUGUCGUGUAACUUUGUUACGUUUAUCUAUAUAUCAGGUUCUUUACAUUCAUCUCAUCUUUAAAAAAAAAGUUAUAAGAAUUGUUACCUGACCCAGAUGCAAAUUUUAUUGAUAAGAGUUAAUCCACUGUCAGUAAAAUCGUGUUCAGCAGCUACAAAGUAGUUCGAACGCUAGCAGUCUCCGAGUCACAGUUGCGGUUUUUCACCCUUCUUGCGGUCAAGCUGGGACUGGAUGCGGUGGGGUUUGUCCACUCCAGACGUGUGCUUUGAAUGCGCGCGAAACUUUAUUGAAGGAAUCCUUCGAACAAGCGAAAUGACUUUUGUAGGAGAUGUUCACCAUGUCAAAUGUGAUGCGUGGGCAAAUUUCUAAGAGUCGAAUGUAUAAUGUUCCGUGUGAAAAUGACCAAAAAUGCUGAUAAUUGUGCUCUGGAAUUUUGUGGUUUAUUCAAUUGUGCGUUAUUUCAGAACUUCUGUUCAUAUCAAGGUGGCGUAUUCUAGAAAUGAAAGUGUGUUCAUGGAGAAAAAGCUUAUGAAAUUUCAAAGUUGUAGGUGCUUUAUAGGAACUGAAAGAAAUCCAUUUGUUUUAAAUUGGUACCAAAUAAGAUGGGUAGAAAGAAUAAAAUACUUUUUGAACACUCUACUCUAAGAAGACAAGAACAAAAAUUAGGUCGUGGCCAAGCAUGUAGCUGCUUUGUUUUAUUUCCCUUUGCCUCUUCCGUUGAAACUGAGCUGACAAUGGUAGCUUGCAAAUACGACGGCGUGCUCUCGCUGACACUGAAGCAAAAUAGACACUCAAUCGACCUAAAAAGACUGAAGCGUGGUAAGGACAAGAGUGUUUAUAGGGCGCCCUUAAGAAAUCGCAAUUCCUGGUUUGUCAGGAAUCUCACUGGAAAACGCAACUGUCACAAAUCAUACCACAUCGCUUUGAGCGACGCGUGAGUUUGUCUAAAGCAUGUUCGUCCUCUUUGUGACCGCACAACAUUAUGAUACACAGGCGUGCACUAACAUUACGGUUGUUUUAUGCGCUAUAAACAACGUAUGCAUACCAUCCGAAAUUGUCGCUACUGUUUUCCCCCUAGUUCUUCUCUACUAAGAUGUGCUGCUGGUGAAGUAUCAGCUGUCCAUGCAUUGAAUCUCGCUCUUUCUGUAUACCAUGAUUUUCCGUGACAUGAAACGGGGAACAAGUUGUUGUGUACAGAUUUCAUGUUUUGCUGGGAACCAAGUCUAAUUCGACAAAACAUGUUCUUGCACGGCGGAUGUCCGAAACGUUUCACAACGAAGGCAUUGCAUAAUGCGGACAAUUCCGAAGAAACGUUCUUGUUUCUAGUUUUUUUUUUUUUUUCGAAACAGCUGAUUUGGCGCAGAAUGAAAGAACCUCGGUAGGCAUCGAUUUAUCUUUUCAGAUUUAUUUCUGCCAGGGCAUUCAUUUUUUCUCGUCUGUUUCUCAGUCUGCUGAACAAGGCUUUGUAUGAGUCUACAGUAUAAAGUUUUUGGCAUGUGACAUAACAAUUUGUUGGUCAACAUUUUCUGCCAAGCAGUUUUUGUUGCUCUAGUAAGCAUAUCUGUCAUGGCAGGCAUUAUUCGAGGUAGGACACAAGCAGAAUGUAUAAACCAAGUAUUUAUAAUUUUCGUUCGAGACACCCUUGCAGAUUGCAGCUAGGAAACGGGGCGUUCCACGUUACAUAAGGCAAUCGUAAGGCUCCUUAUCGCGACUGGUACAAAAGAACGAACUUUUCGAUAACUCGCCUCCAUGACAGUUAGGGAACCUAAGUUGUGUCGUGGAUGAUAAGGCACCGGCCCUCCGCUAAGGAAACACCCACUGUAGCUACAAGAACCUAAGUAGUCAACUAUUCCAGCACUUAAACUUCAGUGUUGCAACGAAGUUAGUGAUCUCUUUCUCCGUACUAUUUCGCACUGCAUAACCACAUCUGCAAGUGUACAAUUUCGAACCAGUUGCUAGUCAAUCACAGCAACGCGUGCGAUCUAAUCGCGGUUUCUUUAUUAUUUUUUUUUAUUUUUCCGUGUACUUCGCAGAUAUGUAUUUGGUAUAUAUGCCCACUGAAAGCAAGAAGUUGUAAUGAAAUAAAAAACACAAAGAAUACGGAGAAGAAAUACACUUAAAACCACUGUUCACGGAGCUCAGCAGCAUGAGUCGUUCGAAUAAACGUGAAAUCUGAGCCCCGUAUAUUCUGACGGUCUAGUCAGACAUUACGUGGAGCUCACUCUGCCAGCUUACUUGUAAGUGUUUUCUCUGCAUGCCACGCAACUGCCAAAAUGUACUCGUGGUCCUGUUUUCUGUCUUUGGAAAAGACACCUCAUGUAUGGUAGUUCAUUCUCCUAAGUAUAUGUCAUACGCGAAGUUUGUCAUUGUGGGGAAAAAAAACGACG